Caenorhabditis angaria is the source of this 7086-nucleotide messenger RNA. Lineage: Eukaryota; Metazoa; Nematoda; Chromadorea; Rhabditida; Rhabditidae. The record is from the annotation of a GenBank genome assembly.
AUGUCACAUAUGUUUUUUGCAGUGAUCGAAUGUUAUCUUCAAACAAAUCAGACAAUAAUGUCAUUUGAUUCAAUAUCAUCCGGUGCAACAGGAUGUUUUCCUCGACGUGCACAUACAAUUACAGCAACAGAUGAAGCACAUGCUCAUACUGUAACUGUUUAUAUGCAUAGUUUCAAUCCAGAUUGUGAAAAUGAUAAAAUGAUUGUAGAAGUUCAUAAAAGAUGUACAACAGAGGAAUUGAUUGAAAAAGUGUUAGCAAAAAGAACAGGUACAAUGAUAUUUUAUGAUCAAAUCAAAAAGUGUUCUAAUUUUCAGAAUUAGAAGGACAAGCUGUUCAAGAUUUUGAUUUAUUUGAAAUGAUGGGAACACCAGAUGGACAAACAUAUAAAGAACGACGAUUAGAUCCUGGAGAAUAUCCAGUUUCAGUUCAAGCAAUAUGGUCAAGAAUGCCAAUUGAUUCAGUUACUCCAAAAAAUCGAUUUGUAUUUCGACAUCGUGGAUAUCGAGCUGCAACUGGAGGAACAAGAUAUGGAUCAGCUGAAGUUGCAUCAAGUAUUGAUGCUUUUCUUACAAAAUUUUUAUCUCAACCACAAGAUCGAGAAUAUGCUGAUUUGUGCAUGUUACCUGAAUUAACUGAACAAACAUUGUUAGAUAAUUUGAGAGAACGGUUUAAUAAUGGCCAUAUUUAUACAUAUAUUGGUCCUAUUUUAGUUGCAGUCAAUCCAUUUUGGUAUGUUCAAUUUAGAAAAAAUUAGAUGAUAUGAAAAAGGUUUCUCUUUCAGUUUCUUCCCGAUUUAUAACCCAAAAUAUGCUCGAUUAUAUUUUCAAAGUCGUCGAUUAGGAGCUCUACCACCACAUAUUUUUGCAAUCGCUGAUGUUUGUUAUCACAAGUAAGUCAGCAUAGGAUGAAAUUAAAACAGUUCUGUUCGAAAACCGAUCUCGGAACAACCAAUUUCACUUCCAGUUUCAUGUUUUAAACUUCCAAGAGCUAAAAAAAACUACAGUAAUCUAACACUGCCUAUUACAGUAUGCUUCGAAUAAAAGAAAAUCAAUGUGUUGUGAUAAGUGGUGAAAGUGGUUCAGGAAAAACCGAAUCUACAAAUCAUUUGAUGUCUCAUUUAAUAUCAUUAUCACAAAAAGGAUCAACUGGAUGUAGCACAGAACAAACACUUUUAUCAGCUGGACCCGUUCUUGAGGUAUUCCUUUUUAUAUGUUCUAUUUCAUUUCAAUUAUUUAUUUCCAGGCUUUUGGUAAUGCUGUAACUUUGACAAAUAAUAAUUCAAGUCGAUUCGGAAAGUUUAUAAAAAUAAAUUAUCGUGAAAAUGGAAUGGUAUCAGGUGCAAAUGUUGAAAUUUAUUUGCUCGAAAAAUCGAGAAUUAUUUUCCAAGCAAAGGGCGAAAGAAAUUAUCAUGUAUUUUAUUAUCUUUUGGAAGGAACCGAUGUUGAAGAAAGACAAAAAUAUUAUUUAUUAUCACCGAAAGAUUAUAAAUAUUUGAAUCAAAAUGAACCAUUUGCUCCAGAAGGUGUUAACGAGAAAAAUGAAUUCGAUCGAUUAAGACACGCAAUGUCUUCUGUUGGAUUUUGUGCUGAAACUCAAAAAACAAUAUUUGGAAUUAUUUCGGCUGUUUUACUUCUUGGAAAUAUAACAUAUAUUAAAAGACAUGGAUAUCAUAGUGAUGAAAGUGGAUAUAUUGAAAAUGAAGAAGUUGUUGAUUUGGUUGCUAAAUUAUUACAUAUCAAAACAGAAACUCUUAUGCAAGCAUUGACUAUGAAAAGACAUGUUAUGAAAAAUGAAACUGUAGUUUUGAGGUAUAGUGUAUCAGAGGUAAGAAACGAACUUUUCGGAAAACAAAAAAAAGCCACGUGAAUGUUCCAGGCAACAAAUACUCGAAAUGCAAUGGCAAAAUGUAUUUAUAAUUCACUUUUUCACUAUAUUGUUCUUCGGAUAAAUCAAGCAUUAUUGAAAAAAGAUUCAGCAGCUGGAAAAGGGUAUUAUAUUGGAAUUUUGGAUAUUUUUGGAUUUGAAGAUGUUGGAGCACAAUGGAAUAGUUUUGAACAACUUUGUAUUAAUUAUGCAAAUGAAAAACUUCAAUCAUAUUUCAAUCAACAUAUUUUUCAAUUUGAACAAGAAGAAUAUUUGAAAGAAGGAAUUUCAUGGACAAAUAUCGAAUAUACAGAUAAUACUGAAUGUGUUCAAUUAUUUCAGGUUAGUUAUUUUCAUCAAGUUAUUUUCCAGAAUAUAUUUUUAGAGUAAACCAUAUGGUGUUCUUCGACUUAUUGAUGAAGAAAGUAAUAUAAACAAUGGAACUGAUGAUUCUAUGUUAGCAAAAUUGAAUCAAUUUUUGAAAACAAAUGAUUAUUAUGAAACUCCACAGAAAAAAGAGCCAGCUUUUAUAAUAGCUCAUUAUGCGGGAAAAGUGAAAUAUCAAAUAAAUGGAUUCAGAGAAAAGAAUAAGGAUUUGAUGAGACAAGAUGUAUUGAAUGCAUUAAAAUCAAGUAGAAGUUCAGUUAUGAAAACACUUUUGGGAAUUGAUCCAGUCGCUGUUCAUCGAUGGAAUGUUCUUCGAAGUGUUUUUCGAGCAAUGAAUGCAUUUAAACAAUCAGCAAGAAGAUUACAAAGAAGUGAAUCAGCUGGACAUCUUCAAGUUACUGGAAGUAUUGCAAAUUCAACAAGAAGAGGAUCUGAUUCAGCAUUAUCUGCAUUUCUUCGAGGUGAAUUACGUUGUGAAGUUCCUGAAUUUUGUGAUACAAGUAUGUUUAAUACGAUUCGAAAUCAAGCAAGAAGAACACCAGCAGCAAAAUCAGAUGAUAAAAUGAGUUUAUUGAAAUCUCUUCAAAUUUUGAAAGAAGCAAUUGGUGCAAGAAGAUUAGCAAAGAAACCAUCAUCGGUUUCAAAACAAUUUGAAUAUUCAUUAACUCGUUUAAUGAGUACAUUAGGAAAUGCAACACCGUAUUUUAUAAGAUGUAUCAAAAGUAAUAAUGAUAAAAUAGCAAAUCAUUUUGAUGAUAAUAUUAUUCUUCGACAAUUGAGAUAUACUGGAAUGUUGGAAACUGUUCGAAUUCGUCGUGCUGGUUAUUCAGUUCGUAUUGAAUAUGAUAGUUUUGUCAAACAAUAUCGAAUACUUUUGAGAAAUGGAAGAGAAAGUACUGUAGAAGAUGUCAAAGAUUUUCUGAAAGGACAUAGUGAAAAUAUUCAAUUUGGAACAAAUAAAAUAUUUAUGAGAGAUGCUGAAAAACUGAUAUUGGAUGAUAUUUUACAUCGAACAAUAAUGCAACAUAUCGAUACAUUACAAAGAUGGUUUAGAACAAUGUUAGCAAGAAAAAGAUAUUUGAAAAUGAAAGAAGGAGUUGUGAAAAUACAAGCAUUGAUAAGAGGAACAAUUGCUAGAAAUGAAGUUCGAAAAAAAGCAUUAGCUGCUCAAAAAAUUCAAUCAAAUUGGAAAAAAUAUCGAGAUCAAAAAAGAUAUCAAAAAUUAAAGGAUAGUAUAAUUGCAAUACAAAGUGCGUAUAGAGGAAAAAAGGAGCGACAAAGAAUUGGAGAAAUUCCAAAAAACACAUCCGGUGUUAAAAAAACAUCAUUCAAAGUGAAAAAAGUGCAAGCUGUCAAAUUGACCACAUUUGAUCUUAAUAAUCCAGCAACAUUAGCACAAUUUGCUGAUUCGGAAGAUGAUUCAGAUAGUGACAAAUCAACACAAGAUGGUUUAGAUGAUGAUAUUUCAGAGGCUUCUGAUGCAUUUCAAGAGUUAGUUUUUUUUUUCAAAAAAAUUUUUUUGAGCAAAUAAAUAAAUAAUAAUAAAUUACAGUGACGAUCAAGUUGAUGUUGAUGCAACUUUUAUUUUGGAAGAUACAAAACUAAAACUCAUUGAAGGUGCUGAUUUAUCUCAACCACGAAGACAAUCAUUAGCACCAACAGCAUCGACAACAAAAUUGAAAAUGUUGAGAAGAGCAAACAGCACAGAAUCUAAUAAUUUUUCAAUUUCUCGGAAUGAUGAUACAUUCACGGUAUGUUGAAGGGAGGAGAUAUCUAAUUGUAAACGAGAAAUUUAAACGAUCUCUUGUAAUGUCCUGAUUUUUAGAAAACAAUUAUAAUUUUCUCGCAACUUCUCGAAAACAAUAAAGCACGCAAAUACUCCUUCCCAAAAAAAAUUUACUCUGACUUUUUAAAAAAAUUAUAUAAUCUCGGUACGGUACGAGUUCUAGCUCCAAAAAAUUGAAAUUCCCAAAUUCCCAAAUUUACUAUUUUUCAUUUUUAUCAUGAUUAAAUUUCAGUUGAGCCCAACAAAUUCAAAAAAGAAAUCAGGUGGAUCAUCAAAAAUGGGUUUCCAAAAAGCGAAAAACAAUCUGAAAGCAUUAUUUGGUCGAAAAAUAGAAGAUGAUGAACCAUCUCCUGGACCAAGUUUCAGCAGUGAAUUAACUCCGGAUAUUUUUGUAUCAAGAGAACAUUCAUUCAAAAUGUCACGUUUACAUCGACAAGAAAUUUGUGCUUUAUGCAAUAGGCAUCUUACGGGUUUUAUUUCUCAGGCACACAAAUGUUCAAGUGAGUAAAUAUUUUUAAAAAUAUUUGGAAAAAAGUGUUUCAACUGUAUUUCAGAAUGCAAAAUGUGCCUACAUAAAGAAUGCGCAGCAUUUGCUUCUUCAAUUCCUUGUACUCCAGUUUCACCAGUUCGAUCUCCAACAAGAUUACAUUCACCAAAAAGGCCUUGGGAUCUUAUGUCUCAUAAUAAAAGACAAUCAUCUUCACCAAUUCCAGCAACAACAGGAACGUUUAGUUUGACAAAAACAAAACAACAAACAGAUCCAGGAAAUAUGGUUGUAGAAUCGACUGAAGAUUUACGACAAUUUAGUGUUUUUAUUUUUAAUAAAACUACUAAUUUGGGAACAGUUAACACAAAUAAACGGUAGGAUUUUCGAAAAAAAAAAUGAAAUUUAUUUAUUUAAAUAAACUAAAUAUUUUUCAGUGAUACCGUAGUCGAUGCAGUUUUCAAAAAAUCGCUUCGAGCUUUUCAUAUGGAAUUACUCGGUUAUGAAGCUGUUUUAACGGUAAUCUAAAAAAAAUACAGUAACCCAUAAUCAACCUUUUUUCACAGGCGGAAGGAUCUGUUUUGAAAUAUCGUGAUAUGAUAACAAUGUUUGAAGGACUUUUAACUAAAACUUGUAAAGAAGAAACAGUUUCAUUUCCAACAACUCUUGGUGUAAAUGCUUUUCGAGGAUUUUUGAAUGAAUUUAUGCAACAACAAUCAAAAAAAAAACGAGGAAAAGAGAAAUCAUCGAUGAUAAAAGUGAGAUUUUUAUUCGAAUUUGUUUUUUUUUUGUGCAUCAAAAAUUCAGAUUUUUUUCAAAUAUCAAAUAAAUUUAGAAAGUUGGAAAAAAACGGAGAAAAUCUGAUGUGGUAUCAACGGUAAGAAUAGUUUAGAUCGAUAGAAUACGUGUGUCAUUUUUUUUCUUUUUUUUUCUAAACCGAAAUCCUUUGUUCGUUGUUUUGUUGAUUUAUUCAUUCAACCUGAUAACGAUAUUUUGUAUAUAUGGAUUAUAUUUCAAUUUUCGAUAUUUUUAGAUUCACUGUGGUCAUCGAUUUCAUGCUGAUGUUGUUCAUGUUCCAACUUAUUGUGAAGUUUGUAAUCAAUUAAUUUGGCAUCAUGAAAAACUGUUCAUUUGCGUUGCUUGUCGAAUAUCUUGUCAUAAGAAAUGCCAACCGAAAGUAACACAUCCAUGUCAAAUGCAAGGCAAAAAAAUUGAUCCACAUGUGAGUAAAAGGAAGGGAGGGAAAAUGAAGAAGAAAUGAACAGUACCUUUGAAAUAGUAUAACUAAACUCGAGAAAAAAUUAGUCCAAAAAUUUGAAACUUUUAUCUGGGGAUUCUGAUACAAAAUCCUGUAGGGGCCUUUAAUAAUUUGGGGGUUUCAUUUGAAACUGCUUUCGAUAUUCAUCUCACAUUUUUCAUUUUAGAGCGGAGGUGGCCGAUUCUUUGGAGCAUCUUUGAGUUCAAUUGUUGACAAUGAAAACAGUGUACCAAUUCUUUUGGAUCGUCUAUUUUUCGCAAUUGAAACUCGCGCACUUUUUGUUGAAGGAGUUUAUCGAAAAUCUGGUUCACUCCCACAAGUUCGAAACAUUCGAAAGAUAAUUGAAUCAACAGCUGAUGCAGAAUCAAUUAAUUUCGAUGACACUGGUGUUCAUGUUUUAACAACAUUGGUCAAAGGAUUUUUCCGAGAAAUGAGUGAACCAUUAAUUAUAUUUGAUCUAUAUGAAAACUUUUUGAAUGUAUCAGGUAUGAAAAUUAUCAUCUUUCUUUUUUUUUAAUAAUAUACAUUUUAUAGAAGUGGAAGAUAUUGGUGAACGUAUUCGAUGUUUAUCAGUUAUGAUAGAACUUUUACCAAAACCAAAUCGAGCAGUUCUUGAUCGUCUUAUGUAUCACUUAGCACGUGUAGCUGAUCAAGAAGCAGUUAAUAGAAUGGGUUGCAGUAAUUUAGCAGUUAUAUUUGGACCAUGUGUUUUACGUCGACAAGAUGUUGCACAUGCACAAGAACAAUUGAAUGAUGUUGCUAGACAAACUGGAUGUGUUCAAACUUUGAUUGAAGAAAAACUAAAACAAUAUAAAGCAACUAUUAAUAAUAUUGUUGAACUUGAAGAUGCGAGUCAGAAAGUAUCAGCAAAUCUUCGAAAGAUUGAAGAACAUCGUAGAAAUAGUGAACCAUCAAAGGUUGCUAAUAUUGGAACAGCUAAACAACUUUUCGAAGAACAACUCGAAUUUCUUGGAAAACAAAAGUAUUUUCAUAUUUUUUAUAUUUCCAAAAUAUCCGCCUAAAUUUGCAGAGAACGACUUCUACAAGAACUUCCACCACUUGCACCAGUUGCUUCUUCAGAAGAUUUAUCAUCAUCUGAUGAAAAUAAUGCUGGAGGAUUAGCAUCUUCUUCCCAAUCAGUUGAAGAAUAUGCAAUCGAUCUUGAUGCGCCACCAGUUUUUUGUUUAUUAGUUUAUCCAACAAAACAUCGGCCAAGAGGGCCAUUAAAUAGGCGAAGACCUGAUUUGGAUUUGAGAAGAAAAGCAUUUGCUAACUCGAAAACUUCUAAUAAAACGGUUUACUAUUGA